Molecule: messenger RNA, 2599 nt
Organism: Siniperca chuatsi (mandarin fish)
Lineage: Eukaryota; Metazoa; Chordata; Actinopteri; Centrarchiformes; Sinipercidae
Gene: kcnj11
Product: potassium inwardly rectifying channel subfamily J member 11
Exons: 1
Coding region: 1068-2228 (386 amino acids)
Biological process (GO): potassium ion import across plasma membrane; regulation of monoatomic ion transmembrane transport
Cellular component (GO): plasma membrane
Molecular function (GO): ATP-activated inward rectifier potassium channel activity
Source: RefSeq, a predicted model, not a curated record
GAUCGCAGGUUUAAAAUGACCUGGAGCAGAGCUGAGGAAUACAUAAUGCUGUCCAGCAAGACGAGGCAAAGAGCCAGAAACACAGCAUGGUGAUCAUCUUCAUAUACUCAAGGGUGUCACAGUGGGAUGAGAGGCUGCACCUGCUGCAGCCAGGACUGACAUCUGACAUUAGACAUUAUAUGGAUGCCUGAGGAGCACAGUGGCCUGUUGAAUAAAGUCUUUCCAUGGGUGGUAUGAAAAGGAGAAGGAACAUCAGAUUUCAAAACCCAGGACUGGAUGUUAAUGAAAAGACUGAAUCUGGUUCCUGUGGGUAAACAGCCCACUUUCUGUCUAUGUAAAGUUUAUACCAAACAACCUGAAGAUGAUUUACUGUAGAGUGCCCUAUAUUUAACCCAUGAUAUAGUCAGAGUAAGAGCUGCCUGUGGCAUUUAGGCUGCACAACUGAACAGUUUUUAAUGCGUAAUGGGCACACUGCUGCAUUCUCAUUGAAAAUCACAGGAAGGGUACCACAGAGAUAGUGGAGGGAGGGACUGCCUCUCCACCUCACAACGUCUCCAUCUCACGUUACCGAGCUAUAGUGGCGGAGUCAGCACGGAGCCAACUGCGCCAAUAAAGCCUGCAUUCUCACCCAAAGGCAAUAAAACUCAGCUCAGAGGCCCAUUUUGCUCCUGUAUCAACAUUUUAUACCUAACUGAAUUUCCUCUACGCCCGUAGCCGCGGUGAGUGGGCACCACCGGCGGGUGGAUUCACAAUAGGACGGGAUUGCGUGCCACAACUAUGCCCGGUCGGUCGGUGUCGUGAGUGACGGUGGCAGCUGCGGAGCUGGAAGAAGAAUAUUCUCAUGGGACUUCGCGGUUGUGGAGCGCCUGAUCUGGAGGCAACGUGAGGAGCGCACAUACCUCCAGAAAACAGGCGACAACAAGAUUCUCCCUCCCGCGCCCUACAGCUGCCAAAGAGCUGACAGAUUGGUAAGAAAAGGCACCGGGAAAGAGAAAAAGACUUCAUCUUUCUGCCGGGCACAGACGUUCAAAGACAAAAGGCUGUGGUUUACAUAGUAUGGGAGCGCUAUGUUGUCCAGGAAAGGACUCAUUCCUGAGGAUUACUUGCUGACACGUUUGGCUGAGGGGGUCGUGCAGCCCAAAUUCAAGGCGAAACCGGGGAAAGCUCGGUUCGUCGCCAAGAACGGCACCUGCAAUGUGGCGCACACCAACAUCCGUGAACAGGGCCGAUUCUUGCAGGACGUCUUCACCACUCUUGUGGACUUAAAAUGGCUCCACACGCUCAUCAUUUUCACCAUGUCCUUCCUGUGCAGCUGGCUCCUUUUCGGGAUGAUCUGGUGGCUCAUUGCCUUUGCGCACGGCGACUUGGACCAGAGAGGAGACGACUUUGUCCCGUGCGUAACGGACAUUCACUCCUUCUCCUCGGCUUUCCUGUUCUCCAUAGAGGUCCAGGUGACCAUCGGCUUCGGGGGACGGAUGAUCACGGAGGAGUGCGUCUCCGCCGUCAUCCUCCUGAUCGUGCAGAACAUCGUCGGACUGCUCAUCAACGCCAUCAUGCUCGGCUGCAUCUUCAUGAAAACUGCGCAGGCCAACCGGCGUGCGGAGACGCUCAUUUUCAGCAAGCACGCCGUCAUCUCCGUCCGAAACAACAAGCUGUGCUUCAUGAUCCGCAUCGGGGACCUGAGGAAAAGCAUGAUCAUCAGCGCCACCGUGCGGAUGCAGGUGGUCAGGAGAACCACCACCGAGGAGGGCGAGGUGGUGCCUCUGGACCAGAUCGACAUCCAUUUGGAUAACCCGGUGGGCACCAACGGCGUCUUCCUGGUGUCCCCCCUCAUCAUCUGCCACGUGAUCGACAAGGACAGCCCUCUGUAUGACCUGUCCGCCUCUGACCUGCAGCACGAGGACAUCGAGGUGAUCGUGGUGCUGGAGGGAGUGGUGGAGACCACGGGCAUCACCACGCAGGCCAGGACCUCCUACGUGUCGGAGGAGAUCCUGUGGGGCCAGCGCUUCGUGCCCACAGUCUCCGCGGAGGACGGCAUGUACGCGGUGGACUACUCCAAGUUCGGUAACGCCGUGAAGGUCCCGACACCGUGCUGCAGCGCCAAGAAACUGGAUGAGUCAGGUGGCAUCGCUCGGUUUAAACUGAACGAGGGCGUCACCUUUCGGGCGUCUGUGAGAAGGCGGCGGGGCACCUCGGUGGUCCGCAGGUCCAGGAUGGAGUGCUCUUAAACUGAGGAUCCAUGUAAACCAUGUCUGCCAGCAUUUUAUAUGAGAAUUAAUUGUUUAAGUUUGAGGAUUGUUAAAUGACAAAAUUAUAUUUAUUUUAUAAUAAAUAUCCUCCUUCUGUUAUGGAUGACCUGUAAUCACUAAUCCGCAUCACAUCUCCCCAUACAGUCCAAUGUAUGCACACAUCAGCAAGCUUUUUACUCAGGGUCAGUGUGGAAAUGCACAAAGACAGAAUGCAGAAUGAGAAAUAUGAGACGUGACUGUUAUAAAACCUGAGGAGCCCAGAAUGAUGAAGAGAAAGUCCUAUUUGAUCUUUUUUUUUUAUUAUUAAGAGUGACUGUAUGUAUCUAACAGCAAUAAAGGAGCAUGCUUCA